CUGCUGGCCAUCGGGUCCCUCGUCUGACCCCUUGUGCGCUGUAAUACUCUUCGGCUUCACGAAUAUCACGAUUGCAUAGUCUUGGACACCAUGGCCCUCUUAGCCACCCUCUUCGCGCUCGUGUUCGUCACCGAGCUAAUAUCUUGGAUAGGACAAAGCGUCUUCCUUGAAUUUUUCUAUGCGAUAUACUUGCGCAUAUUCUACAGCUCGACGGCCGCGCAACAAAAGAAGCUUAAGGCCGACAUACUGUUGAGCAAGAAGGAGCUCCUGCAGACGAGCGCGCAGGACCAGUUCGCCAAGUGGGCGAAGCUGAGGAGGAGCGUGGACAAGGGCCUAGCGGACCUCGAAAAGCUCAAUGGCGAGCUCUCGUCCGCCCGGACAUCCUUCUCCCUCAAGUUCAACUCAGCUCUGUGGAUAAUGACGACCGGCCUCCAGAUCGUUAUCGGCUGGUGGUUCCGCAAGGCCGCCGUCUUCUACCUGCCCCCGGGCUGGUUCGGCCCCCUGACGUGGUGGCUCGCACUGCCCUUCGCGCCCGCGGGCUCCGUCUCGUGUGGUGUAUGGCAGAUGGCGUGCAGGCGCGUUAUCAAGGUCGGGGAGCGCGUCGUGAGAGACUUGGCAAGUCCUAGUCCGAGCGAGGGGACUGCGGGACCCGUUCCGUCGGAACAGCAAAGGAAAGGCCAAGAGGACGCCGGGAAGAAGGCGAUCUGAAGGGGGCGGAUAUUUCUGGGACGCGCUCUGUACGACGCUGUGUAUGUACACCUUAUCGACGAUUACCGUUGCCCAAAGCCGGAGGCACCCACGC
Dichomitus squalens LYAD-421 SS1 is the source of this 802-nucleotide messenger RNA. RefSeq lists its product as uncharacterized. Bases 91 to 708 code for a protein of 205 amino acids. The record is from RefSeq and is a predicted model, not a curated record. NCBI's taxonomy places the organism in Eukaryota, Fungi, Basidiomycota, Agaricomycetes, Polyporales, Polyporaceae. Gene Ontology annotation, cellular component: GET complex. Gene Ontology annotation, biological process: tail-anchored membrane protein insertion into ER membrane. The transcript is spliced from 4 exons.